AUGAAACAAGUCUAUAACAAAGUAGUUUUUGCGGUCGACGAAAUCGACGUCAGUUAUCGAAUCCAUCUCUGCCGUCUCUGUAAAGCCGUUCAACACUCGAAGUCGAUUGGAGACCUGUUGAUGACGUACUGUGGUGGAAAUGGCUUGGAGUUGGAUGGGAAAAGUGAUCCAAAAUCGCAACCCCGGCCUCUCGAAACGAAUGGCAAUGAGAGGGAAACUAGGAGCAACAAGUUGAAAAAAACAAGAAAGGCUGAUGAGACUGACAAUUCAUUAGAGAUCAAUAGGAAUGAUGGUGCAUCUACACAUAAGGCAAAGGCACACAGAAGAGAUGAUGUUGGUCAGUUAGUUAAAAUGAAUUCUGACGUGAAGGCUUCGAAGAAAAAUCAGACAGGACCAAUCAAGGUAGAACACAAUGAAACAGAAAUAGCAAAUAAUGCUGCAGGCAAGCGUAAGCGCGACAGCAAGAAGAAUAUUGUGGAAAAGCAGAGCAAAGGUUCCUCAAAUCAAAUCUCAUUGCCUCUUGGCAUUGAAUUAACAAAUGUUGCUAACAUUGACAUGCCUGCUGAGGAUAUCGGGGAUGCCUUGCAAUUCCUAGAAUUUUGUGAAGCUUUUGGACAGGCUCUUCAUCUAAACAAAGGUCAGCCUGAAAGCUUACUUCGAGAUUUAGCUGGCUUUUCUAUCCUAAACACAACUUUUUGCAGAUGUCCCUCAAAAACUGGAGUUGGAAAUUCAUGGUUGCAACAUCUUAGUAAAUUUAUCUCCGAAUCCCAGUGUCCAUCUAAAGAACUCCUGUUGGAUAGUUGGAAUGUGGACGCCAAUGGAUAUGAAGAGUUGAACUCCUCAAGAAGGCUCAGACUCCUUAAUUUUCUAUGCGAUGAAGCUCUUGGCACAACAGUUAAGAGCUGGAUUGAUGAAAAAAACUCGGAAUUUGUUGAAGAAGAGAAGAAAAAAGCACUUGCUGAGAAACAGACGGAAAAGAACAUGAAGAAGAGACUGCAGGAUGAGGUGGCUAGAGCUAUUCUCCUUAAAAAGGGUGCUCCUCUUUCCAUUUCUGAGAAUGAUAAUCUUAUCUCAAAAAUAAAAGCAGAAGUGGCUCAAACUCUUGCAGAGACACUAGAAGCAACAACCAUAGGGAUGAAGAAAAUAAAUAACUAUGAAGGAAAAUGCAGGAGAAGAGUUGGCUGCAAAGCCGGUAUUGGUGGACUGCUUCUAGAGGCUGUGGCAUCAGUGGAGCAGCAACGAUGGGGUUGA
Messenger RNA from Cornus florida, 1251 nucleotides. RefSeq lists its product as uncharacterized. Gene Ontology annotation, cellular component: nucleus. Gene Ontology annotation, biological process: regulation of DNA-templated transcription. Bases 1 to 1251 code for a protein of 416 amino acids. NCBI's taxonomy places the organism in Eukaryota, Viridiplantae, Streptophyta, Magnoliopsida, Cornales, Cornaceae. The transcript has 7 exons. The record is from RefSeq and is a predicted model, not a curated record.